AUAUUUCCAAAUGAAACGCAAAAAGGUUCAAUUAUUUUCGCUCGAGUUUUUUGCAUUUAUAUUAACGUGAAAAAUGGAUCUAUAGUUUGCCCCCAAGCAACCAACAAGCACGUCAGUGCCCCAACACACAAGGAAAUGAAAAUGUACACAAAAAAAUUUGCCACCAUGGCGUCCUCACAACAACAAGAACAACAUCAAUCGCAACAAAAAUCAGCGUUCAUCACAACUCUAGGAACGGAACUCAUCUAUACAGCAUCAAGUCUUGACAUACACUCAGAUCAAUCAUAUGAAUACAGCAUUAAUGACAAUGGAAAGUUUGGAUUUACCCAAGGAACUCUACUGGGAUCUGAAGAUGGAGCCAGCUUCGCCAACUUCGGCUGUGGCCAGCGAGCUCUUUUCGCUUAAUGAGCCCACAGUAUCCACCUACCUAUAUGACGAUAACUUUGCAAAUGGACUAACACUAAUGAGCGAUGAGGAGGUUGUUAACCUAACGGAAGCUGCUGCUUUGGGGCUGCUCAGCGAUGAGGAUUUGGUUGUGGAGUUUUUGGACCAGAAGGAUGAAGAGUGCCUGCUAGAUCAAAAGGCGCCCAGCUACAUCGAUUAUGAUAUCAACAGCUUUCAUUCCCACUUCGAUGUAACCUCUGCGGAUGGUCUUGUGUCCAUAACCAAAGUACAAAUUGCUGAUGGCGGCGCUGCCACUGAAUCUGCUGAGUUGCCACAGGCGGAUGCGUCAAUGAUAUUGCAACAAUUGACGCCGCCGCAGUCGCCACCACAAUUUGAUGGCUACCAGCAGCAGCAGCAGAAGGAAGAGCUAGUUAAUGAAGAACAAAAGCUGCUCUAUGCAACAGCAACAACAACAACAGCAGCAGCAGCCUACAACUUUAACAAUGGGAACAACUGGACAGCAGGCAGCGAAAUUGCACGCGAAAUGCAGCUGGUCGAUGAGAUUGUCAAUAUGCGAGCGCAGGAGAUGCAGCUGCCCACCAAUUGGCAGCAGUACAACGACAACGAUGAUUGCGACUCGCAGUCGUCUUCGUCUAUUGGCAGCUUAUGCGACAGCAGUGGGGCAGGCAGCAGCAUUGCGGAUGCGGAUGAGGAUGAAUGGAUGCCCGCAAGUAGCAGUAGCAGCAGCUGUGGCGGCGAGGAAAAGUCUGCAGCUUCAGCUGGUGCAAGCGGCAAGAAGCGCACGCGCACCUACGGACGUGGCGUUGAGGAUCGCAAGAUUAGAAAAAAGGAGCAGAACAAAAAUGCCGCCACACGCUAUCGCCAGAAGAAGAAAAUCGAAAUGGAAUCUGUGCUGGGCGAGGAGCAAGUGCUGCAGCAGCUGAACGACAAACUGCGCUGCACUUUGGCUGAGAAGCGCAGUGAGCGUCGCUAUCUGCGUCAGCUCAUACGCGAAUUCUAUCAAAGCCCCAAGCAAGCUUAAGCUCCCAAUGGAAGCAGCAGCAGCUGCUGUCUGCCCUCUGCCCACUUCAUCAACUCACAGCACUCAACUCAUUCUCUUAGUCUUAAACUAUUUGCAAAGUAAUUGUUAUUAUCACGUUGUUACUUCCCCCCUCCCCAACUAUCCAAAUAUUAAUUUUAAUUUCUGCACAGUUGUCCAAGCAUCAGUUUAAACAGCAGUCGGUUCUGUCCCCAACACAUUUGGCACCCAUGACAAGUGUCUGCCGGCGACGGCGACUUUGAAUUUACCUCUGCCAGUGCUGGGGCAAGAACAAACCAACAGCGUAGCAUGCCCCACAGGCCAAUGUGCCUAUUUCGAUACCCUGGCAUACAGUUAAGCCCUUACUGUCCAUUGUAUACACCCUGUGGGGCGGCUGCUGUCCAG
Molecule: messenger RNA, 1828 nt
Organism: Drosophila busckii
Lineage: Eukaryota; Metazoa; Arthropoda; Insecta; Diptera; Drosophilidae
Gene: crc
Product: activating transcription factor of chaperone
Exons: 5
Coding region: 287-1426 (379 amino acids)
Biological process (GO): regulation of transcription by RNA polymerase II
Cellular component (GO): nucleus
Molecular function (GO): DNA-binding transcription activator activity, RNA polymerase II-specific; RNA polymerase II transcription regulatory region sequence-specific DNA binding
Source: RefSeq, a predicted model, not a curated record